This is a messenger RNA of Mycena indigotica, 2040 nucleotides long. RefSeq names its product Nuclear protein. Gene Ontology annotation, biological process: mRNA splicing, via spliceosome. The transcript is spliced from 12 exons. The record is from RefSeq and is a predicted model, not a curated record. Lineage: Eukaryota; Fungi; Basidiomycota; Agaricomycetes; Agaricales; Mycenaceae. Bases 7 to 2040 code for a protein of 677 amino acids. Gene Ontology annotation, cellular component: post-mRNA release spliceosomal complex. Gene Ontology annotation, molecular function: RNA lariat debranching enzyme activator activity; nucleic acid binding; zinc ion binding.
CCAACCAUGUCCGUCAAAAUACUGACUGUAGGGUCUGCCGCAGGCUCUAUACGCGACCUCUUCGCCAAAAUUAAAGCUAUCGACGCGAAACAUGGCAAAUUUGACCUUGUCCUAUGCACUGGAGACUUUUUUGGGCCACCUGGGGAUACUGGAGCUGAAGAGGAGACAAAGCAACUGCUAGACGGCAUGCUGGAAGCUCCCAUCGAAUGCUAUAUUAUGCAAGGCGACAACCCACUUUCCGACGACGUCAUCCAACGAUUUGCAAAGACCCAGGGUGAACUCUGCAAGAAUGUAUUCCUUCUUAGCAAGUCUGGAAUGAUUACAACUGCGAGUGGGUUGCGCAUAGCAUGUUUAGGUGGCCGCUAUGAUCCUGAAAUCCACUUCACUGCCGAGGCAGCACCGGCAAGUCGCGCAGGUUUCCAAUCACCAUACUUUGCAGCACAGACUGUGGAACGACUGCUAUCCAACACUUUGGCCACGUCAUCCUCGUCCUCCAAGCACAACUACAAGUCUCUUGCCGACAUCCAGGCUAACGCAUCCUCCUCCCAAUUCAUCGACAUCCUUCUCACCAAUGCAUGGCCUGCCGCUGUCGUCAACCACUCCGCUGCUACCCUACCCGCUCCGGAACUUUCUCAGAUUGGUGCACCUCCACUCGACGACGCGAUCCGGAAAGUAAAACCGCGAUAUCACUUCGCAGCCAGCGGAGGAAAGCCUUCAAUGUUUUGGGAACGAGAACCUUUCGUUUGGGACAACGAAAGCGGCCGAGUGUCCCGAUUCGUGAGCCUGGGUGCUUUCGGUGGCGAGACCACUGCAGGGAAGAAACAGCGGUGGUUUUAUGCAUUUAGUAUCGCGCCAAACUCAGCAACGGCGCCACCACCCGCCCGCCCUGCCAACACAACCAAGAAUCCAUUCACUGACUCCGUUGUGAGGGUGCCAAAACGGCCCUUUGAAAGUACAGCGGAGGGAGAGAACUUCAUUUUUGGCAAUGUUCCUCACCCACAAAAGCGGACGCGAAUCGCUCCAACUGAACCUGGGAAGCCUCCUCCCGGAUACAAAUGCCACCGUUGUGAAUCUAGCGAACAUCUUAUUAAUGAUUGUCCGGAACGGAUAAAACCUCCAGAAGGAUACGUUUGCAGGAUAUGUAACACGCCCGGACAUCUGGUGCGGGAUUGCCCAACAAGAUUCCAGCUUGGCGACACUGGUGGAAAGAAGCCGAAACCAGGGUAUAUAUGUCGAGCAUGUGGUAGCGAGGAACACUACAUCGACGACUGUCCUGCCUCUAGUCAUAGGCCCAGCAAUCUACGAGAUGGAGGGAGAGGUAGACGAGGGGGUCCACCGAAGGAAAUUGCCCCUGACGAAUGUUGGUUCUGUCUUUCAAAUCCUAACCUGGCGAAGCAUCUCAUUGUGGCCAUCGGGGCUGAGUGUUAUGUAACACUUCCCAAGGGCCAAAUACCGCCAACGCAAUCGGCAGCAGAUUCAACCUUAGUUCCGGGGGGUGGUCAUGUUCUAAUCGUACCAAUAACGCACUACCCGACGUUCUCGACAAUUCCGGGUGACCUAGCUGGUCCGAUAAACGAGGAAACUGAAAAGCACAAGACUGCGUUGAGGGCCAUGUACGCCAAAUAUGGCGCAGCAAUGGUCGCUUUCGAAGUGGGCAGAUUGAGUGCUAAAGGAGGACAUGCGCAUGUCCAAGCUGUUCCCAUCCCGCUUGCUCUCAAGGGUCAAGUUGAGAAUGCUUUCCGUUCUGAAGGCCGAAUGUCGGGUGUUGAUUUCGAAGAGGACGCUGAUGCGGCGUUGGAAGCUUGUGCUGGCGGCCGUGGAAGCUACUUUAGGGUAGAUCUUCCUGACGGGAAGAAACUGGUCCACCUCAUUAAAGAUUAUGGUCCAUUCAACCUCCAGUUCGGAAGAGCGGUGUUGACGACGCUGCUAGGAAAGCGGGAGCGAGAGGAUUGGAAGGCAUGCGUACUACCAGACGAUGAGGAGAGGGCAGAUGCGCAAGCAUUCAAGGCUGCUUUCGCGCCCUUCGAUUCGACGAGCUAA